AUGAGUUGCCCGCCUGAACCUGAUCCCUGUGCCCAAGUAUGUCCACCACCCCCUCCACCCCCACCCUGCAAGGUAAAACCCAUCAUGCGAGGUUUGCAUUGGGCACAAACUAAGCGAGUACUUGCACAAGCAUUAAUGGUUACGGCUUUAGCUGGCAGCUGUGUUUACUUCUUCAUAGGAGUGCCACGGAAGGCCAAAUAUAAGGAAUUUUAUGCGAGAGCCGAAUUCGAAGAUUGGGCCGAUGAAAUGGCAAGAAAAGGCUUAUUUCAGUCAGUACCAGUGAACUCUAUAAAAGAUAACACUCAAACGAAAGGAAAAUAAUGUCUCUACUUCUCCAUAAAUUAUUAUUUAACCUACU
Messenger RNA from Melitaea cinxia (Glanville fritillary), 358 nucleotides. RefSeq names its product cytochrome c oxidase subunit 6C-like. The coding region runs from base 1 to 321 and encodes 106 amino acids. The transcript has 2 exons. The record is from RefSeq and is a predicted model, not a curated record. NCBI's taxonomy places the organism in Eukaryota, Metazoa, Arthropoda, Insecta, Lepidoptera, Nymphalidae.